AUGUUUUAUGGAAGCUUCAAUAAAUGCGUGACUGGCUAUAGUUGUCGGAUGGCAAUCCAUUAUUAUGUAUACCGUAUUAUUAAGAGUGCAACUAGGCCCGACUAUAAAUCUAACACUCAGAUCCUUGUACUGUAA
Saccharomyces cerevisiae S288C is the source of this 135-nucleotide messenger RNA. RefSeq lists its product as uncharacterized. The transcript has a single exon. Bases 1 to 135 code for a protein of 44 amino acids. The record is from RefSeq and is marked reviewed. Lineage: Eukaryota; Fungi; Ascomycota; Saccharomycetes; Saccharomycetales; Saccharomycetaceae.